AUGGCCAGCAUCGAAAGCAUCAAUGAAGGAGUCGCCAUCAAUGGCGCCGUCAAGGACUCGUACCGCAAGAUCCUUACGCCCGAGGCCACUGCCUUCCUCGCUCUCCUCCAUCGCACCUUCAACGGCACCCGCAAAGCUCUGCUCCAACGACGAGUGAUCCGUCAACAGGAGCUUGACAAGGGCAAUUUGCCAGAUUUCCUCCCCGAGACCAAGCACAUUCGCGACAAUGACGCCUGGAAAGGUGCUCCUCCGGCUCCCGGCCUUAUCGACCGCCGCGUUGAGAUCACCGGACCAACGGACCGGAAAAUGGUUGUCAAUGCUUUGAACAGCAAUGUGUGGACUUACAUGGCUGACUUUGAGGAUGCCCAAGCUCCCACCUGGGACAAUCAGGUCUCCGGCCAGGUUAACCUCUACGAUGCCAUCCGGAAGCAAGUCGAUUUCAAGCAAGGGGAAAAGGAAUACAAAUUACGUACAGAUCGCGUAUUGCCAACGCUCAUAGCUCGCCCCAGGGGGUUCCAUUUGGAAGAGAAGCAUUUCACUGUCGACGGCGAGCCCAUCUCCGGUUCCUUGUUCGACUUCGGCCUGUACUUCUUCCACAACGCCUUUGAGCUGGUCAAGCGUGGCACAGGGCCAUACUUUUACCUUCCUAAGAUGGAGUCCCAUCUCGAGGCGAGACUCUGGAACGAUGUUUUCAACCUAUCUCAAGACUACAUCGGCAUGCAACGAGGCACGAUCCGCGGAACCGUCCUUAUCGAGACAAUCACCGCCGCCUUUGAAAUGGACGAGAUCAUCUACGAGCUCCGUGACCACUCAGCUGGUCUGAAUUGCGGCCGUUGGGAUUACAUCUUCUCGGUCAUCAAGAAAUUCCGCCAAAACCCCAACUUUGUCCUCCCAGACCGAUCCGCUGUCACCAUGACUGUGCCUUUCAUGGACGCUUAUGUCCGUUUGCUGAUUAAGACCUGCCAUCGCCGCGGCGUCCACGCCAUGGGUGGUAUGGCCGCUCAGAUCCCCAUCAAAGACAACCCGGAGGCCAAUGACAAGGCCAUGGAGAACGUCCGACAGGACAAGUUGCGCGAAGUUCGGGCUGGCCAUGACGGGACCUGGGUUGCUCACCCUGCACUAGCAGUCAUUGCCUCUGAGGUGUUCAACAAGCACAUGCCUACCCCCAACCAGCUCUACAAGCGCCGUGAAGAGGUUUAUGUCACCAAGAACGACCUUCUCAACAUGAACAUGCCUGGAACCGUGACGGAAGACGGCAUCCGAAAGAACCUCAACAUUGGUCUUGGAUACAUGGAGGGCUGGCUCCGCGGCGUGGGCUGCGUGCCGAUCAAUUACCUCAUGGAGGACGCUGCCACGGCCGAAGUCUCACGUUCGCAGUUGUGGCAGUGGGUUAAGCACGGAGUCAAGACUGCCGAGGGCCAUACUGUCGACAAGGCUUACGCUCUUCGAUUGCUGAGGGAGCAGGCAGAAGAACUGGCGUCCAAGGCGCCGAAGGGCAACAAGUACCAGCUUGCGGCCCGAUAUUUCGAGAGCCAGGUGACUGGCGAAGAUUAUGCCGACUUCUUGACAAGUCUCCUGUACAACGAGAUCACCACUGUGGGAUCGUCCCAGCCUGUGGCCAAAUUGUAA
This is a messenger RNA of Fonsecaea multimorphosa CBS 102226, 1629 nucleotides long. RefSeq names its product malate synthase, glyoxysomal. NCBI's taxonomy places the organism in Eukaryota, Fungi, Ascomycota, Eurotiomycetes, Chaetothyriales, Herpotrichiellaceae. Gene Ontology annotation, biological process: glyoxylate cycle. Gene Ontology annotation, cellular component: peroxisomal matrix; cytoplasm. The transcript has 3 exons. Gene Ontology annotation, molecular function: malate synthase activity. The record is from RefSeq and is a predicted model, not a curated record. The coding region runs from base 1 to 1629 and encodes 542 amino acids.